Drosophila bipectinata is the source of this 713-nucleotide messenger RNA. NCBI's taxonomy places the organism in Eukaryota, Metazoa, Arthropoda, Insecta, Diptera, Drosophilidae. The record is from RefSeq and is a predicted model, not a curated record.
GUGAGUUUUUAUCAAAUAUAAACAUUCCAUACAUAAGGUUCAAGCAAACAAUACUCCAAAUUUUCAGUACUUACAUUUGGCCUAAUUAACAAAAAAUGAAACUUUUAGGAGUCAUUUCAAACUUGCUGCUUAUCUCUGCAUGUUGCUAUGCACUGUAUUCAUUGACACCAGCAGAUAAUCCCUAUGGUUAUACAGUGGCAUCUUUUAGUUUUGUGCAUGGACUUUUGGGAUUGGUGCGCACAUUUUCGGAAGAGACUGAAGAAUGCGGGCGUGCUUUCAUAAUAUCUGCUAGUAUAUUGGAAGUUAUACCAUUACCGUUGGCGAACAUAGAGUUCUACCUUGUAUCUGAACAAUCAGCAGUGGCAUUAGUUCACGGGCUAUCGCUUAUACCACUGCUGUACGAUAUGUUGGGUAAAAUGGGCGACGAUUGGGAUAGUGCCACUGAGACUCUAAAGGAUUUGUCAUUACUUGGAAACAUUGGAUCCACUACCUAUCUAGCCAUCAAAUACGGAAAUCCAUUCUACGGUGGAGUUGUGAUUGCAGCAUUUAUAGCAAGAUACAUAGCUGCGAUAAUUGAUAGUUUUUUGGACGGUAUUGGUUCCUUCAUUGCUAUUAUAGGUAAUGCUGGUAUACUGGCUCUCAUGACAUUUGCACUAACUACUCAAGAUUAAAUGAUGUAAUAAAAUAAAUACAGUCAGCGAAGAAAAUUCAAA